AGGUCUGAGCGACAUUGCCCAAGAUCCCCUGGAGUGGCUGGAAGUGUUUCUGAGGAGGAGAUCUUCCCCAGCUGGGUUGUCUGAGACCGAGGUGGCUGUCAGCUGCACGUGGAGAGUGAGCAUGUCAAUGGCCAAGGGCCCGACCCUGCUGGAUGGAGAUCUCCCUGAGCAGGAGAAUGUGCUCCAGCGAGUCCUGCAGCUGCCUGUGGUGAGCGGGACCUGUGAGUGCUUCCAGAAGACCUACAACAGCACCAAAGAAGCGCACCCCCUGGUGGCCUCUGUGUGCAAUGCCUACGAGAAGGGCGUACAGGGUGCCAGCAACCUGGCUGCCUGGAGCAUGGAGCCGGUGGUCCGCCGGCUGUCCACCCAGUUCACAGCUGCCAAUGAGUUGGCCUGCAGAGGCCUGGACCACCUAGAGGAAAAGAUCCCGGCUCUUCAAUACCCUCCAGAAAAGAUCGCUUCUGAACUGAAGGGCACCAUCUCUACCCGCCUUCGAAGCGCCAGGAACAGCAUCAGUGUGCCCAUUGCAAGCACCUCUGACAAGGUCCUGGGGGCCACUCUGGCUGGCUGCGAGCUUGCCUUGGGAAUGGCCAAAGAGACAGCAGAAUAUGCCGCCAACACCCGGGUUGGCCGACUGGCCUCUGGAGGGGCUGAUCUGGCCCUGGGAAGCAUCGAGAAGGUGGUAGAGUUCCUCCUGCCACCAGACAAGGCGGAGUCAGCCCCUUCUUCUGGACGGCAGAAGACCCAGAAGGCUCCCAAGACCAAACCAAGCCUCGUGAGGCGGGUCAGCACCCUGGCCAACACUCUCUCUAGACACACCAUGCAGACCACAGCAUGGGCCCUGAAGCAGGGCCACUCUCUGGCCAUGUGGAUCCCGGGUGUGGCACCCCUGAGCAGCCUGGCCCAGUGGGGUGCAUCAGCAGCCAUGCAGGUGGUGUCCCAGCGGCGGCAGAGUGAGGUGCGGGUGCCCUGGCUGCACAACCUGGCAGCCUCCCAGGAUGAGAGCCACGGUGACCAGACGGACACAGAGGGAGAGGAGACGGACGAGGAGGAGGAAGAAGAGGAAUCAGAGGCAGAGGAGAGCGUGCUCAGAGAGGUAACAGCCCUGCCCAACCCGAGGGGCCUCCUGGGUGGUGUGGUACACACCGUGCAGAAGACUCUCCGGAACACCAUCUCAGCAGUGACAUGGGCACCUGCGGCUGUGCUGGGCACGGUGGGAAGGAUCCUGCACCUCACACCAGCCCAGGCUGCCUCCUCCACCAAAGGGAGGGCCAUGUCCCUGUCCGAUGCCCUGAAGGGUGUUACGGAUAACGUGGUCGACACUGUGGUAAACUAUGUGCCGCUUCCCAGGCUGUCGCUGAUGGAGCCGGAGAGCGAAUUCCGAGACAUCGAUAACCCUCCUGCAGAGGCGGAGCGCAAAGGGUCCGGGGCGCGGCCCGCCAGCCCGGAGUCUACGCCGCGCCCCGGCCAGCCCCGCGGCAGCUUGCGCAGCGUGCGCGGUCUCAGCGCGCCCUCCUGCCCCGGCCUGGACGACAAAACCGAGGCGUCUGGGCGUCCGGGCUUCCUGGCUAUGCCCAGGGAGAAGCCUGCGCGCCGGGUCAGCGACAGCUUCUUCCGGCCCAGCGUUAUGGAGCCCAUCCUGGGCCGCGCGCAGUACAACCAGCUGCGCAAGAAGAGUUGAGCAACUUGUGCCCCUGCUCGCCCCGGCGCCACCCCGCGGGAAGGUCGCUUCUCCCCAAGGGCCUCUUCUUUAGGGUGGCCUCUUGGGAAGCCCGAGCCACGACCCCAGGAUGCUCUCGAGGCACACAUCAUGUCUAAAGCAUCCUUUGGGGGCUUGACCAUCAGAGCCAGUUUUUAAGGGGCACCAGAGCAGCAGUCGACUGUCUCCUCCUCUCGUGGGCAGAAUCUCUCACAGCUUAUUUUUUUUUAAACUAUAAAAGCAAUUGCUUAAUUGGAUUUCUCACUUCUUUAACAAAACGUGUGGCCAGGUGACAUCUGACUAGUUCUAAGAAUCCCCUUCUCUGUGGACAGGAAUCUAUUGCCAAAAAGUAGUGGGUCAGUUGACAGUUUCUUUUCUUUUUUCUCCUGCCUUUCUCUACCCCCCCCCCAUUUCUUUUUCUUUCCUCUUCCUCUUUCUCCCUCCUCCCUUCUCCCCCCUCCUCCUCCUCCCUCCUCCUCCUCCUCCUCUUUUUUUCAGUAAUGUCUCCGUAUAUAGUCUAGGCUGGUUCCAUUUCCAGUGCUAGGUGAGCCCCUCUCUGGCCAGCUCUCUCUGAAUGUCAGGAAUUCUCAGUGCAUUUUUGUCGCUGAGUUCUGUGAGAGCCUCUGACUACCUAGCUCUCAGCACACUGCUUUGAAAAGAACAGCUGAGGUGCGGAAGCUUUGUGUGUUUAUUUAGACAGCAGCUCCGGUUUCUGAGGCUCUCUCUCCUGCACAGGUGGGGCCUCGGGCCUGUCCUCUCUAGUGCCAGCCACUUUCCCACGGCAUCACUGCCUGUGUGGUCACCCUGGAAGGUUGAUUCCCGAGAUGCUGGGAACCAGCAGUGGCCCUCUUUUGCUUAAUAUGGUAUAUAAUAUAUAGAGCACAUAUCCUCAGUCCCUGUUCAUUCUAAAUCCCAUUCCUAGAAAUACCGAUACUUGGUCAAUCUAUAAAAUUCAUAAUAUAU
Messenger RNA from Apodemus sylvaticus (European woodmouse), 2662 nucleotides. RefSeq names its product perilipin 1 (gene Plin1). Gene Ontology annotation, biological process: lipid metabolic process. The record is from RefSeq and is a predicted model, not a curated record. Gene Ontology annotation, cellular component: lipid droplet. Bases 122 to 1681 code for a protein of 519 amino acids. Lineage: Eukaryota; Metazoa; Chordata; Mammalia; Rodentia; Muridae. The transcript is spliced from 9 exons.